AUGGCAGUACAAGAAUAUGAAAAAAUAAAAGAAGUAUCAUCACUUGUUAUUGUUAUUGAUACUUACAUGUGCGGUACCUGCAACAAAGAAUUUCUGUCAAGAUCGGGCCGUUCAAGGCAUGUCAGGUUUGUCCACACAGAACAUGACCUUGGUUGUGGAGAAUGUACUAAGACAUUCAAAUCAAAAGAUUCCCUGAGAAGACAUGAAAGAACAGUACACCAGAAAGCUAGUCAGAAGACACACCAGGGAGCAGGCAGAUUUGCAUGUGAUACCUGCAAGAAAGUGUACAGAAGAAAAGAAGACCUGCAAAUCCAUCUUUCCAGAAACCAUCAGGCUGGACCACCUUCACCAACACCAAUUGACACAGCUUCAGCACUGUCACCAACUCCAGUUGACACAACUCCAGCACUGUCACCAACUCCAGGUGCAAUUCACCUUAUAGAUUUUGAUGACAUGAUGGUCAUUGACACCAAUUUAGACCUGAUAGAGAUGGAGCCAAUCCGUUUUUAG
Molecule: messenger RNA, 510 nt
Organism: Mytilus californianus (California mussel)
Lineage: Eukaryota; Metazoa; Mollusca; Bivalvia; Mytilida; Mytilidae
Product: putative zinc finger protein 840
Exons: 4
Coding region: 1-510 (169 amino acids)
Biological process (GO): regulation of transcription by RNA polymerase II
Cellular component (GO): nucleus
Molecular function (GO): RNA polymerase II transcription regulatory region sequence-specific DNA binding; DNA-binding transcription factor activity, RNA polymerase II-specific
Source: RefSeq, a predicted model, not a curated record